Poecilia latipinna (sailfin molly) is the source of this 984-nucleotide messenger RNA. RefSeq names its product interferon-induced transmembrane protein 1-like. Lineage: Eukaryota; Metazoa; Chordata; Actinopteri; Cyprinodontiformes; Poeciliidae. Gene Ontology annotation, cellular component: plasma membrane. The coding region runs from base 18 to 413 and encodes 131 amino acids. The record is from RefSeq and is a predicted model, not a curated record. The transcript is spliced from 2 exons.
CAGCCGAGCUGAGAGCAAUGAAUCCUGGGUACUCCUCUGCACCUUACUCUGCUGAGACCGUCGCACUGCAGGGCAGGAGACAUGAAGUGUCCCCUGGACAGUCUGGAGGUCUCACAGGAGUUCAGCACACCAUAGUGAACGUCCCCACUGAGCCCACAAGAGAUUAUCUGGUCUGGUCGCUCUGGAACUUCGUCUAUGGAAACUUUUGCUGUCUUGGAUUGGCGGCUCUCAUCUGUUCUGUUAAAGCCAGAGACAGGAAGAUGGUUGGAGAUCAACUCGGAGCCAGAGGUCACGCCUCCACUGCUCGGGUUCUCAACAUCGCGGCGACUGUACUGACAUCUUUAACCUUCAUUCUCUGCAUUGUUGUGCCCAUUGUUGUGACUGCACAGGGGGGAAAAAUAUCCCAGAUAUAACAAGUAAUUGUUCCGUGGUAUGAGGGCUUUUCAAAGACCACGACUCGUCUGCUUUUCUGUUUAUAUUUUGGUGCCUCAAAUAAAAUUGUAACAGUCGUACAAGUAGUAAGAUCUGAAGCAAUAGGGAAAAACGUCAUUUGAAUAAAGUUCACUUGCUUAAAAUCUGCAAAGUGUGUUUCAGCUCAGAAUGAAAAGCUUGCAUCAUGAUGAUUAUAAAAACAAUCCUGUACUCUAUAAGACACAGCAGUGUAAUUUAUUUUGUGUGUAGCCUCUUGUGUCAUUUUAAACCAAAAACAUAUUUGGUCACGAAUUGACAAAGUGAGGACAAUAAAAACAAAAAUCUAAAUGUAAAAAAUAAAAUUAUGACAAGUGAAUCAUAACAUUUAUAUCAUAUUAAUUACACUGGCUUGUACUCGUCUCAUUGCUCAUAAUUUCCAGGUUCCCCCUGGGGGCGACUUUUGGCUUUAGGUUUUCAGCACUUCCUGUUUCUCGGUCACAAAUUUCUUCAAUCUUCUUCCAAGUCUAGCUUUUAAACCACAUUAAAAAAGUUAUUCUUUGCUUAAAAAACAUG